This is a messenger RNA of Diaporthe batatas, 1366 nucleotides long. RefSeq lists its product as uncharacterized. Gene Ontology annotation, molecular function: epoxide hydrolase activity. Bases 33 to 1223 code for a protein of 396 amino acids. The transcript is spliced from 7 exons. The record is from RefSeq and is a predicted model, not a curated record. Gene Ontology annotation, biological process: epoxide metabolic process. NCBI's taxonomy places the organism in Eukaryota, Fungi, Ascomycota, Sordariomycetes, Diaporthales, Diaporthaceae.
GUCCAACCUCCCAAUCUCCGCCAACGCCCACCAUGAGCAAGUUCUCCCAAGCCCCCCACAAGGUCGGCGGCCUAGCCCCGUUUACCUUCUCCAUAUCCAAGGAGGAGUUGGACGAUCUCAACACGCUCCUCAAGCGACCUUUCCCAGCCGUCUGGGAAAGCAGCAGCCAGGAAAACUCACGUUACGGUGUCACUCACGAGUGGUUUUCCAACGCAAUCUCGCAGUGGAAGAACUAUGACUGGCAAAAGUACCAGGAUAGCAUCAAUGGCGUGCCAAACUUCAAGGUACCAGUCGAGGACGACGGCGAGACAUACAACAUCCACUUCGCAGCCCUGUUUUCUCAGAACAAGAACGCCACUCCCCUCCUCCUGAGCCACGGCUGGCCCGGCUCAUUCCUGGAGUUCCUACCAAUCCUCAACAAGGUGCAGAAGCAGUACGCCUCUGACCCUGCAUCUCUACCAUACCACCUCAUUGUCCCGUCCUUGCCCGGAUAUGGCCUCACCAAAAUCUCCGCCAACAAGAACAUAACCAUGGAGAUCUGCUCUCGAAUCCUCAACAAGCUGAUGGUGAAGCUCGGAUUCAACCAGUACAUCGCACAAGGAGGCGAUGUUGGCUCGAUGGUCACCAAGAUGGUCGUGGAGGAGUACGAGGAGUGCAUAGCCGGACAUACCAACAUGCUCACGUUGAACCCGCCGGAGGGCGAUGUCCCCAAGCCGACGCAGACCGAACAGGAGGCUCUGGAUCGUAGCGCGACGUUCUGGGCGUCCGGCUCGGCUUACGCUCUGCUCCAUGGCACCAAGCCAUCCACAGCCGGCUUUGCCAUUGGAAGCAGCCCUCAGGCUUUAUUGGCGUGGAUCGGCGAGAAAAUGAUCGAUUGGUCGGACGAGACCCCCUCCGUUGAGACCAUUCUCGGCAACGUUUCUCUCUACUGGUUUACGGGCUGUUACCCAACUUCAAUUUGGCCCUACCGUCAGAUUAUCGGCCCAGAUGCGAAAGACCGCAUCGCGGCGGGCAGCAUGGACAAAGUCAACAAGCCGUUUGGAUACUCCUGGUUUCCUAUGGAGCUCGGUUUCGCCCCAAAGAGUUGGGCUGAUGCGACUGGAAAAGUUUCCUUCUACAGGGCACACGAUAAGGGAGGCCACUUUGCCGCGCUCGAAGUGCCCGACGUCCUCUGGCAGGACAUUGUGGAAUUUGUGGACUAUGUCAAUUCCACAAGGAAGUAAGGUUAUGGAAUAUCACCAGGGCAGAUCAUCAAAAUGCGGCGAGACGCCAGCUGCGGUUAGAGUACCACAAUGGAAUAUGCCAGAACUUGCACUGUCAACUUGGGUUCGAUACUGAGCGGAUCUUCUUUUCAGAGUGACAUUCC